This is a messenger RNA of Eucalyptus grandis, 2154 nucleotides long. RefSeq names its product L-type lectin-domain containing receptor kinase IX.1. Lineage: Eukaryota; Viridiplantae; Streptophyta; Magnoliopsida; Myrtales; Myrtaceae. The record is from RefSeq and is a predicted model, not a curated record. Bases 1 to 1938 code for a protein of 645 amino acids. Gene Ontology annotation, cellular component: plasma membrane. The transcript has 2 exons. Gene Ontology annotation, molecular function: protein kinase activity; carbohydrate binding; ATP binding. Gene Ontology annotation, biological process: protein phosphorylation.
AUGUCUUGUUCUCUUCCUUUGUGCACUCUCUUGAUUCUUUUCUCCCUCGUCUACUCUCCUGUUAUCCUCUUUGUCAGUUCUCUUUCCUUCAAUAUAAGUAGCUUUGGCACAAAUGGAGGCGACAUACUACUCGAAGGAGCUGCGACAAUUGUGUCUGAAUCUGUUGUUCUCACCGAAGGCUCCCCAGCGCCAUCAUUAGAAGUAGGCCACAUGCGGUAUGCCGAACCCCUAGGUUUAUGGGAUUCUGCUACGGGGAAACAUGCAGACUUCUCUACUCGUUUCUCUUUCACCAUUGAUACUAUGAACUACCCUCUACGUGGUGAUGGCAUUGGCUUUUUUCUUGCUCCUGUUGACUUCUCAAUCCCACCCAACUCCGCCGGUGGAUACCUAGGACUCUUCAAUUCUACCACAUAUCAUGGUGGGUCUCAGUACCAAAUUGUGGUCAUUGAGUUCAAUACUUCCUAUAUCGAGACCAUACCAAAUGAUAUUUCAACGGAGCACAUAGCAAUCGACAUAAAAUCAGUCCCGCCAUGUCAACAUGCAACAUGGGAUUUUGCAGCACACAGCAGCAAGGCAACUAAUGUUAUGGUGACCUAUGAUUCUACUAGCAAGAAUCUUAGUGUAUUCUGGUCAUCUGAUGACAAGCCGGUUUCUCCAUAUAACAAAGAUUCCUCGAUUUCUUGCCCAGUUGAUCUUGCUGACAUUCUUCCUGAAUCAGUAAUUAUUGGAUUCUCAGCUUCUACUGGCCAAUAUUCAGAGAAACACAGCAUCAAUUCAUGGGAAUUCAACUCAAGCCCGGACAUUGUGCCUCACCGGUCCGCCAAUCUGUCAAAAAACGGGGUAGAGGUGGAUAUGUCGAAAAAGGGGGUAAGUAAGAUGUUCUUGCUUAUUUAUGAUCAAGAUGAGGAAAAAUUUGAGUUUCGGUCUCUGACUCACACUGACAAAGAGAUAGUAGCAUUGCCACUGAAAUUCUCUUAUCGAGAGUUGCUUGUUACGACAAAUGACUUUGCAAAUGAUCGAAGACUGGGCCAAGGAGGAUCCAGCCAAGUUUACAGAGGAUUUUUGAACCGUUUAGAUCGCCAAGUCGCCGUCAAAAGAAUCUUUGCAGAGUCCAGACAUUCAAAGAAGCUUUUCACCAACGAAGUGAAGAUACUAAGCCGCAUGAUACACCGAAAUCUGGUGCAAUUCCUUGGAUGGUGCCAAGAAGAAGGUGAGUUUUUGCUUGUCUAUGAAUAUAUGCCUAAUGGUAGCCUUGAUAAUCAUCUCUUUGGAACACGAAAAAGUUUGCCAUGGGAUGUGAGGUACAAGAUAGCUUUAGGGCUAGCAUUAGCCCUCAACUAUCUUCAUGAAGAUCUAGAGCAAUGCGUUCUCCACAGAGAUGUAAAAGCUGCUAAUAUAUUACUCGACACGAACUUCAACACAAAGCUCGGAGACUUUGGUGUGGCUAAGCUCGUUGACCCUCAGUUCAGGACACGAACGACGGACGUGGUAGGGACAUAUGGUUACCUGGCGCCAGAAUAUUUGAGUGAAGGUAAGGUUACUAAAGAAUCCGACAUGUUCAGCUUCGGGGUUGUGGCUCUAGAAAUCGCAUGCGGUAGGAGGACCUAUCAGGAAGGAGAAUUUCACAUUCCACUGCACAAGUGGGUUUGGCAGCUUUACCUUGCUGGAAACAUUCUUGAAGCAGCGGACGAAACAUUUGGUUCGAGUUUCGAUAGGAAGGAAAUGGAAUGCUUGAUGAUGGUGGGACUAUGGUGUGUGCAUCCAGAUCCCAAGAUGAGGCCAAAAGCGGGACACGUUAUAAGAUUUCUUCAGCUAGAAGUCCCGGUGCCUGAGUUUCCACGUGACACCUAUGAGGCCUCCCCUUCAUAUCAGCCAUCGGCACUAAGAAUAGAGUCUUCCUCUUCUAUGCAAGAAAUGAGUUCCUUUUCAGCUGGAUAGAUCAUGGCUCCUAAAGCCAUCCGGCAGCACAUGUUGACUUUUGGAAAAAUGAAACAAAUGUUGUGACGGAUUAGUUAUGCUCAAUCGACCCUUUCUUUGCUGUAAUAUAUUGUCUAGCUGCUGAUCAUUUGGUUGAUGUAGAUGUCACAGAGACAUCGGUACCGUUAAAGAUGCCCACUUCUACAAAAGCUUGUAUUGCAUAACCUGUUUUUUCAA